UGGGGGUCAGGACAGUCUGCACGAGUAGUGCCUGCUCUGACCAGCUGGUUGGCGGUGGUCCAGCGGCGCGCCAUCGUGCAUGCUGCGCAGAAUCAAGACGCGCGUACGCAGAUCCGAACAUGCAAUGCUCGAGGCAGACGCGCACCUGUCGUCCAGAACACACAGGAACACAGCGCCGGUCAGACACACGCUGGUCAGCAUGGCCGGUGUGCGCCGGUUGGUCUGAUGUCAACUCGUGUCUUGGCGCUCCAUUCCGAAGCAACGCGCGCGCCGGCAGAAAAAGUUCACGUCGCACAAGGCUUGCUCCUCCCGCUGUGACUGGGUCGCAACCUUUCCAACACUCGACCGUUGCGUUUCUUUCCCUCUGCCUGUCCGCUCGAAAACUGCACACCCAAACCCCCCUUCCCCUCACCUAAACCCUUUUCAUUGCCGUUUUCCCGCUGCGUUUAAUCCCCCUCCGUCCGCCCUCAUUCGUCGUCAAGGAUGAUCAACACUGAAUCGCAUUCCUCUCAGCGCGAUCGUUCCCGCUCUCCUCGACGACGCUCACGAAGCCCACGUCAUCGACGCUCCUACUCACCUCGCAGCCGCUCGCGAAGCCGAGACGGCUAUCGGCGCAGCGACCGUCGCUCCAGAUCACCGGGCCAGGGAGCCAACUCUUCGGCGCAACAAGGCAACUACAACACGUACGGCAGUGGUGGCCGUGGAUCCCAGUCGCGCGGCUACGAAGACAGAAGCGCGGCCCCCAAGCAAGACAUGGCGAGUGCACGCGAGAAUUCGCAGCAGGACCGCCGCGUCUACGUCGGCAAUUUGUCAUACGAUGUCAAAUGGCAUCAUCUGAAAGACUUCAUGCGUCAAGCGGGCGAGGUGCUCUACGCUGACGUGUUACUACUUCCGAAUGGAAUGAGCAAGGGUUGCGGAAUCGUGGAGUAUCAAACGCGAGAACAAGCGCAGAAUGCCGUCAACACUCUCAGCAAUCAGAACCUGAUGGGUCGCCUCGUCUAUGUUCGUGAAGAUCGCGAGGCUGAACCUCGCUUCAAUCAACCUAGCGGUAUGCAACGCGGUGGUUAUGGAGGCGGCUACGGUGCGCGCGGUGGCUACGGUGGUGGUGGUUUCGGUGGUCCCCCGGCUGGUGGUGUUGCAGGCAACCAGCUCUACGUGUCUAAUCUGCCGUAUACAGUUGGCUGGCAGGAUUUGAAGGACUUGUUCCGUCAGGCCACCCAAGUAGGCAAUAUCGUUCGUGCCGACGUUCAUAUGGGUCCAGAUGGUCGACCAAAGGGCUCCGGUAUCGUCGUCUUCGACAAUGAACAGGACGCCCGCAAUGCUAUCCAGCAGUUCCAUGGCUACGAAUGGCAAGGUCGCGCUCUCGAGGUCCGUGAGGAUCGUUACGCCGGCGCUGCUCAAGGAGGUUUUGGUGGCCGUGGUGGCUUCGGCGGCGGCUUCGGCGGCCGUGGAGGUUUCGGCGGCAGGGGUGGCUUUGGAGGCGGCCGUGGAGGUUUCGGAGGAUACAACCGUGGAGGAUACGGUGGUGGCUUCCAGCAAGGUGGUGGCUUUGGAGGCGAAGCGCAAGCGAAUGUACCUCCAAAUCCAUUCACGGACAACGCAACCUUUGGCGGCGACCCGAGUCCAAUCAUCCAUGUUCGCAAUCUCCCGUGGUCCACGAGUAACGAGGAUCUCGUUGACCUCUUCACCACAAUUGGUCCUGUGAAGAAGGCAGAGAUUCAAUACGAGCCCAACGGCCGCUCAAAGGGCUCUGGUGUCGUUGAGUUUGAUGCUACUGAGUCUGCCGAGACUGCCAUUUCCAAGUUCACUGGGUACCAAUAUGGUGGUCGUCCCUUGCAGCUGUCCUUUGUCCGCUACCUGAAUCCGCCAAAUGGCGCUGGCGAGGCUAUGGACACUGCAGGUGGUCAAGAGGCCAUGUAAGAUGAUCUGCUAGACAGUCUGCUGAUCUCCCGCAACGUCUAGGCACCAUUUAUGCGUUUGUCAAUCAUGACCUGAACCGCAGCUUUGGCCUAGACGACAUGUCUCCCAAACCUCUUAACCCUUGUCAUAAGGGCAAACAGCUCCCGCGUCAUUCUCCGCCACAUCGGCAGAACAUCAAUGGCAGCUAUAAAGGUUUUUGGGAACUUUUUGAACGGGCAAUGCGGGAAGACGAGGUUGCAUUCUUCCUCAGCGUGCCGCCGUACAUGAUUUCACCGGGAGGGGCGAUUCGCAGAUUUAUCGAGCAAUUCAACAAUGAUCUCAGCUGGGUGGUCGAAAUCCAUCCAAACAGUCCAUCGUUACGCCCUCCUGACUGAUAUCGAUUCGCUGGCGUCCGAUUUUCAUUAUUGUUUUCAUUCCACUUGUCACCAUCACCAAAAGCGAUUACGGGUUUAUUCGAUUCAUUUCGGAUAGGGAGGCAUGUAUUUGCUACGGAACAAAGGCACAAAAAAAAAUCAACAUCGAUUCAAAAAAAAAAAUGAAGGUGAAACAAAUGUAAAGCUGGGGAAGUAAGGCAGGGGUAGGAAGUUGAUAGCUAGGACAACGGGUCGUCUUUCUUUCUUUUCAUUGAAGGCAAGUUCGGUAUUGUGGAACUUCUGUUGUGAUGGCCCUGUGGUAUUGAAUCGGGUUUAAUCGUGAACGUUAAUUGGGAUGCAAUGCACCCCACACGUGCUGGCCGGCCGGGUAAGGCGUGAAGUUUGUGCAUCUGUAUAAGUGAGGUUAUGGCCCUCGAUGAGCAGAUGUAUUGCAUCGAGCUAUAUUCUUUCCCAAAUCUUCAGCGAGCUAGGACCGGAACUGCCUCUUCUAUGGCUAUUUUUCCAAGCGGCAAAUAUGGUGGAGUCGUUUUCCAGAGUCUGAAAGCAUUCACUUGAUUUUGAGGGCUAUGAUCAAUCACAUGGUUGAUCAAAAAACAUGAUGACAUUUUUUUCGAGGAUUUGGGAGCAGCGCCUUAUUAGGCCACAUGCAACUUUGUUGAAUGGAUAACGAAGUGUUUCUUGUAUCAUCUACAAGAAAAGAACAGGCGAACGGCCGUAUGUAUUACUAUUCGACGAACAUCUAAAGCUUUUUUAUUGA
Messenger RNA from Verruconis gallopava, 3051 nucleotides. RefSeq lists its product as hypothetical. Bases 484 to 1920 code for a protein of 478 amino acids. Gene Ontology annotation, cellular component: nucleus; cytoplasm. The transcript has 7 exons. Gene Ontology annotation, molecular function: mRNA binding. The record is from RefSeq and is a predicted model, not a curated record. NCBI's taxonomy places the organism in Eukaryota, Fungi, Ascomycota, Dothideomycetes, Venturiales, Sympoventuriaceae.